AUGAUCAACAAUUUCAUCAAAGUGGCAGGAUUCAAAGUCAACUACAAAAAUCAGUACCUAUACACCAACAACAAACAGAGAUUAUGGGCAAGAUCCUUGAGACUGCUGAGACUUCUCCAGGCGUCAGCAUCCGCGCGGGGCCUCGCGGCCGGAGCCCAGCGCGUGGGACAGAUUCAUACCAGUGUGCAAUGCCAGCUGAAGUAUGGACCUCUCGCCUUCGUUCUUGGUGAUAAGACAACCAAAAAACUGAAUGAGUACAGCCAAGUGAUAACAGUAGAUGGGAACAUAUGCUCUGGGAAGAACAAGCUCGCAAAGGAGGUCGCAGAGAAGCUAGGCAUGAAGCACUUUCCAGAAGCAGGCAUCCAGUACUCAAGCAGCACCACAGGCGAUGGAAGGCCCCUCCACACGGAAUUUAGUGGCAGCUGUAGCUUAGAGAAAUUUUAUGAUAAUCCCAAAAGCAACGAUGGCAACAGCUACCGCCUGCAGUCCUGGCUGUACGCCAGCCGCCUCCUACAGUACUCAGACGCCCUGGAACACCUGUUGAGCACAGGACAAGGUGUGGUCUUGGAGCGCUCCAUCUACAGUGACUUUGUCUUCCUGGAGGCAAUGUACAACCAGGGCUUCAUCCGAAAGGAGUGUGUGGACCACUACAAUGAAGUAAAACGGCUCACUCUCCCAGAGUACCUGCCACCCCACGUAGUCGUCUAUAUCGAUGUGCCCGUGCCAGAGAUACAGAAACGGAUCCAGAAGAAAGGAGAUCCACAUGAAAUGAAGAUCACCUCUGCCUAUCUCCAGGACAUCGAGAAUGCCUACAAGAACACUUUCCUCCCCAAGAUGAGUGAGCAGUGUGAGGUUUUGGUGUACAGUACCUGGAAAUCUGAAGACUCAACCAAGGUGGUAGAGGACAUAGAAUACCUUAAGUACAACAAAGGGCCGUGGCUUGAACAGGAUGACCGUACCUUUCACAACCUGCGGAUGCUGGUUCAGGAUAAGAUGGAUGUGCUGAAUUACACGACUAUUCCUGUGUACCUUCCAGAAAUCACGAUUGGAGCUCACCAGGGUACCCGAGUCUACAACAGCUUCAGAGAGCUGCCAGGCCGCAAGUACAACCCUGGAUACAAUGAAGGGGUGGGUGACAAGUGGAUCUGGCUGAAGUGAAGGGUCCCCUCUGCCUAGCUGUGUCACAGCCAUGAUGAUGUCUGCUCUGCCCAACUCUGAACUCCAGAGCUUUACAAGACAACAGGAAAAAAAGCAAUGAUCAGGAGAUUGCCUGAAGAAAUGGUCAAAAAAUCCAGUCUUUCCUGUGCCUAGUUAGUUUUGAAAGAUUCAACUUCCAUUGAAAAGGUUCUGGAACCUUCCAGUUUUAUUUUGUAAUCAUCUGGGGGAAAACAAAACAAAACAAGGCAGGUCUACUGUGGAAGAGCAGCUCCCACUGGACG
Molecule: messenger RNA, 1439 nt
Organism: Chionomys nivalis (European snow vole)
Lineage: Eukaryota; Metazoa; Chordata; Mammalia; Rodentia; Cricetidae
Product: NADH dehydrogenase [ubiquinone] 1 alpha subcomplex subunit 10, mitochondrial-like
Exons: 2
Coding region: 1-1158 (385 amino acids)
Biological process (GO): mitochondrial electron transport, NADH to ubiquinone
Cellular component (GO): cytoplasm
Source: RefSeq, a predicted model, not a curated record